Molecule: messenger RNA, 1211 nt
Organism: Mandrillus leucophaeus (drill)
Lineage: Eukaryota; Metazoa; Chordata; Mammalia; Primates; Cercopithecidae
Gene: HSD17B7
Product: hydroxysteroid (17-beta) dehydrogenase 7
Exons: 9
Coding region: 97-1122 (341 amino acids)
Biological process (GO): cholesterol biosynthetic process
Cellular component (GO): endoplasmic reticulum membrane
Molecular function (GO): 5-alpha-androstane-3-beta,17-beta-diol dehydrogenase (NADP+) activity; estradiol 17-beta-dehydrogenase [NAD(P)+] activity; 3-beta-hydroxysteroid 3-dehydrogenase (NADP+) activity
Source: RefSeq, a predicted model, not a curated record
ACGGGUGAGGUGGGCCCGGCUGCUGCCCGAAAUUUUAGGACUUCCGAAAGCAGCGGCGGCGUUUGCUUCACUGCUUGGAAGUGUGAAUGCGCGAAGAUGCGAAAGGUGGUUUUGAUUACCGGCGCGAGCAGUGGCAUUGGCCUGGCCCUCUGCAAGCGGCUGCUGGCGGAAGAUGAUGAGCUUCAUCUGUGUUUGGCGUGCAGGAAUAGGAACAAGGCAGAAGCUGUCCGUGCUUCUCUGCUGGCCUCUCACCCCACUGCUGAGGUCACCAUUGUCCAGGUGGAUAUCAGCAACCUGCAGUCCGUGUUCCGGGCCUCCAAGGAACUUAAGCAAAGGUUUCAGAGAUUAGACUGUAUAUAUCUAAAUGCUGGGAUCAUGCCUAAUCCACAGCUAAAUAUCAAAGCACUUUUCUUUGGCCUCUUUUCAAGAAAAGUGAUUCAUAUGUUCUCCACAGCUGAAGGCCUGCUGACCCAGGGUGAUAAGAUCACUGCUGAUGGACUUCAGGAGGUGUUUGAGACCAAUGUCUUUGGCCAUUUUAUCCUGAUUCGGGAACUAGAGCCUCUCCUUUGUCACAGUGACAGUCCAUCUCAGCUCAUCUGGACAUCGUCUCGCAAUGCAAGGAAAUCUAAUUUCAGCCUCGACGACUUCCAGCACAGCAAAGGCAAGGAGCCCUACAGUUCUUCCAAAUAUGCCACUGACCUUCUGAGUGUGGCUUUGAACAGGAACUUCAACCAGCAGGGUCUGUAUUCCAAUGUGGUGUGUCCAGGUACAGCACUGACCAAUUUGACAUAUGGAAUUCUGCCUCCCUUUAUAUGGACACUGUUGAUGCCGGCAAUAUUGCUACUUCGCUUUUUUGCAAAUGCAUUCACUUUGACACCAUACAAUGGAACAGAAGCGCUGGUAUGGCUUUUCCACCAAAAGCCCGAAUCUCUCAAUCCUCUGAUCAAAUAUCUCAGUGCCACCACUGGCUUUGGAAGAAAUUACAUUAUGACCCAGAAGAUGGACCUAGAUGAAGACACUGCUGAAAAAUUUUAUCAAAAGUUACUGGAACUGGAAAAGCACAUUAGGGUCACUAUUCAAAAGACAGAUAAUCAGGUUGGGCACAGUGGCUCAUGCCUGUAAUUCCAGCACUUUGAGAGGCCAAGGCGGAAGGAUCACUUGAGACUAGGAGUUCGAGACCAGCCUGAGAAACAUAGUGAGACCCUGUCUCU